CCGCGCGCCGCUCCCGCACCCGCCGCCUCCUCCCCCCGGGCCCGGCUCCAGCGGGAGCGCGAGACGCGGGUCGCUCGGCGGCGCACUCGGGAGGGAGCGGUCGCCCCCGGCCGGCUUAGCUGCCCCCGGAGCGCGCCGCGGGAGCCGAGCAGCAGCCGCCGGGCGCGCACCGCGUCUCCGGCCCGCCGCGGCGCCCCCGCCUCGCCCCGCGCUUCCCUUCCCACCCUUUGCGGGGUUCGCGAACCGCGUUACAUGCAUGUCCAGUGGGGGAAGGUUUAAUUUUGACGAUGGAGGGUCCUACUGCGGAGGAUGGGAGGACGGCAAGGCGCACGGCCACGGCGUCUGCACCGGCCCCAAGGGCCAAGGCGAAUACACCGGCUCGUGGAGUCACGGCUUCGAGGUGCUGGGCGUCUACACCUGGCCCAGCGGCAACGCGUACCAGGGCACCUGGGCGCAGGGCAAGCGCCACGGCAUCGGCCUGGAGAGCAAGGGGAAGUGGGUGUACAAGGGCGAGUGGACGCAUGGAUUUAAGGGGCGCUACGGGGUGCGGGAGUGCACGGGCCACGGCGCCAAGUACGAAGGGACGUGGAGCAACGGGCUGCAGGACGGCUACGGGACCGAGACGUACCCGGACGGAGGGACCUACCAGGGGCAAUGGGUGGGCGGCAUGCGCCAGGGCUACGGCGUCCGGCAGAGUGUGCCCUACGGCAUGGCGGCUGUCAUCCGCUCGCCCCUGAGGACGUCCAUCAACUCCCUGCGAAGCGAACACACCAACGGGGCGGCCCUGCACCCCGACGCCGCCCCCGCGCUGGCCGGCAGCCCGGCCGUGUCGCGGGGCGGCUUCGUGCUGGUGGCCCACAGCGACUCGGACAUCCUCCGGAGCAAGAAGAAGGGCCUGUUCCGGCGCACGCUGCUCAGUGGGCUCAAGCUCCGGCGCUCCGAGUCCAAGAGCAGCCUGGCCAGCCAGCGCAGCAAGCAGAGCUCGUUCCGCAGCGAGGCGGGCAUGAGCACCGUCAGCUCCACGGCCAGCGACAUCCACUCCACCAUCAGCCUGGGCGAGGGCGAGGCCGAGCUGUCGGCCGUGGAGGACGACAUCGACGCCACCACCACGGAGACGUACGUGGGCGAGUGGAAGAACGACAAGCGCGCGGGCUUCGGCGUCAGCCAGCGCUCCGACGGGCUCAAGUUCGAGGGCGAGUGGGCCGGCAACCGGCGGCACGGCUACGGCUGCAUGACCUUCCCCGACGGCACCAAGGAGGAGGGCAAGUACAAGCAGAACGUGCUCGUCAGCGGCAAGCGCAAGAACCUCAUCCCGCUGCGCGCCAGCAAGAUCCGCGAGAAGGUGGACCGGGCCGUGGAGGCGGCCGAGCGGGCGGCCACCAUCGCCAAGCAGAAGGCCGAGAUUGCCGCGUCCAGGACAUCCCACUCCCGGGCCAAGGCUGAGGCGGCGCUCACAGCGGCCCAGAAGGCGCAGGAAGAAGCGCGGAUCGCCAGGAUCACUGCCAAAGAGUUCUCGCCCUCCUUCCAGCACCGGGAGAACGGGCUCGAGUACCAGCGGCCGAAGCCUCAGCUGUCCAGUGACGCCCUGGAGGUCACCUCCACGGGGACAGCCCUGCAGGAGAGCCCCGAGCUGUACCGCAAAGGCACGACGCCCUCGGACCUCAGCCCCGACGCCAGCCCCGACGCCAGCCCGACGCCCACCCCCCGCAACAAGCCGCCGCACCUGGCCCGGCAGGUGUCUGUGGACGAGGAGCGCGGUGGGCACAUCCAGGUGCUGCUGGAGGCGGGGCCCGGGGACCACGCCCGCAGCGGCUGGGCCGAGAAGGGGGCUGCCCGGGGCUCCGGCCACAAGCAGCCCGGGAACCCCAAGGCGCGGGAGCGGCCCGAGUCGCCCACCUGCUUCUGGACUUCUCAGCCCCGGGCCGGAGCCCCGGGUAGCGGCGGCGUCAGGCUGGCCGAGCUGGACGAGCGGCCGAGCAAGUACGAGAUGGAGCUGAAGCCCCUGCUGCGCGUGGACGCGGCCCUGCAGGAGCCGCAGCCCCAGAGGCGGCGCCCCAGCAAAGGGGCGCCCUGCCGGGGCUCGGGGGACGACCGGGCCUUUGGGGCGCAGAGACAGAGGGCCAAGGCCCAGAACAAGGAGAACGCCAGGCCGGCGGCCGAGCCCGCGGUGCAGAGACUGGAGAGCCUGCGGCUGGGGGGCCGUGCCGAGCCCCGGCUGCUGCGCUGGGACCUCACCUUCUCCCCGCCCCAGCGCUCCGCACCGGUGGAGUCCGACCAGGAGACGCGGGACCAGCUCAAGCCCAGCUCGGGCUCUGCCCCCCUCCUGGUCGCCAUGGUGAUCCUGCUCAACAUCGGCGUGGUCAUCCUGUUCAUUAACUUCUUCAUCUGAAGGGCAGGCGCGGGGGGAGACCGAGCGAGCCCCAGAGGGGCGGACUCAGCCCGACUCGGCCUCCUCCCGGGAUGGCGUGAUUGGGGUAUUAUCACAGUUUGCCUUUUUUCUGGUAAUGUUUUUGGAUUUUAGUCAAACUCCUUUGCUUGUCUAACUCGCUGCGGCAUGGCAGAGGCGGGCGCUCGCCGACCCUCAGCUUGGCGUGGGGGAAAGGGUCCCGGCCAAGCACAGCACGGCGCAUCCCCGUGCCGGGUGGGGGCUGUCGGAAGGACCCACGUCGCGAGGAAACGGAGACCCCCACACCUGGUCCGGAGCCGGGUCCCCUCAGGCCCGGCAGGAGCAGGUCCUGGGGUCUCUGCCUCUCCCAGCCUUGACCCCUCACCCCACCCCGGAACACGGUUCCGGAAUGCCGGGGCUUGCUCCUGGCCCUGCCCCCGCCGGCGCUGCGUCCGCAGACUGGGCGCUGCUUCCGUUUGCUGCCUCUGCCUCGGGGCAGCCCUUUACUACAUGCACUGGAUUGCUAUAUUUUUAACCAAAUAAACUGGAGAUUAGAGCAUG
Sorex araneus (European shrew) is the source of this 2947-nucleotide messenger RNA. RefSeq names its product junctophilin 3 (gene JPH3). Gene Ontology annotation, biological process: regulation of synaptic plasticity. Gene Ontology annotation, cellular component: endoplasmic reticulum membrane; junctional membrane complex; plasma membrane. The transcript is spliced from 5 exons. Bases 257 to 2389 code for a protein of 710 amino acids. The record is from RefSeq and is a predicted model, not a curated record. NCBI's taxonomy places the organism in Eukaryota, Metazoa, Chordata, Mammalia, Eulipotyphla, Soricidae.